AUGGAAAUUGUUAAAAGAUCAACAAUGCACGGAAACAAGUCUGUGCAAUAUGAGACAGUCUUGCUGCAAGCAAACAUACAUAAAGAAGCUGUGCUGGAUUGUUUCAAUAUAAUCCAACAAUUUGUAUUAUCCCCAAUUAUCCAGUGGACUAAGAAAACAUUAAAUUCAAGCAACUUUUGA
Molecule: messenger RNA, 180 nt
Organism: Clunio marinus
Lineage: Eukaryota; Metazoa; Arthropoda; Insecta; Diptera; Chironomidae
Source: the annotation of a GenBank genome assembly